Messenger RNA from Penicillium subrubescens, 1401 nucleotides. Its product is annotated as glycoside hydrolase. Bases 1 to 1401 code for a protein of 466 amino acids. Gene Ontology annotation, biological process: carbohydrate metabolic process. Lineage: Eukaryota; Fungi; Ascomycota; Eurotiomycetes; Eurotiales; Aspergillaceae. The record is from RefSeq and is a predicted model, not a curated record. The transcript is spliced from 2 exons.
AUGGCUGGAAACUGCCUACGAUCUCACGUUAACCUGACUGAAACUGGGUAUGCACUUUCUAUAUUCACAAAAGCAGGUGCCGAAGCCAAAAAAUUGAUGGUCGGUGUAACGAGCUACGGCCGAUCAUUUGAAAUGAUCACAGCAAAAUACACCGGUCCAGACUGUACCUUCACUAGACCCGACUCGGGUGCGACACCUAGAAGAUGCACACAGACUGCCGGAUACAUUGCCAACGCUGAGAUUGAUGAGAUCAUCUCGGACAACCCCACGGUUCAGGUCCUGUUUGACGAUGACAGCGACUCUGAUAUCAUAGUCUACAAUAACACCCAAUGGGUUGGGUACAUGACUACCACGACAAAGAGCACUCGCACCACCUACUACAAAAGCCUAAAUAUGGGUGGCACAACCGAAUGGGCAGUAGAUAUUGAGAAGUUCCUUGAGAGCGCAGACGAUAUCUCGAUCGUCAACCUGAGUACCGAUCUGACAGACGCUGAACAAUGCGAAACCCCAGACCCCGACGAAGUAACCGCAGCAGAGGCAAGCUCGGAAAGAAACGUGGCUGGAUAUAUCGAUAGCCUGAUCACUGGUACACUGCAAGGGGAAACCACCAACUGGUCUCAAGCUGUCUUCGACGACUCUAACGUGAAGUGCUCUUCCUAUCCGAUCAAUGAGGACUGCAACUUUCCUUCAUCAAGUGCCUGUACUUCAUUCAGCAAUCCCGCGCGUUACUGGGCACAGUUCGUUAUUGCCAAUUUCUGGGCCUACAUGGAUAAGUUUGGGGCGUUGUUUGACUUGGCAGAUAAUAAUGUCACAAAGCAAAUCCUGCAGCUAACAACCGACUUCCCAGUGCAAGCCCCCGAUGCUAUCCCAGAUGUUGCUUCACUUCUUACCAACUUUGCCGGAGUUCUAUCUAUCGAGCCGUCAUACGGAAGCGAUAUUGCAGACUCUGUGGUGGGCGUGGCUGGCGGUCUUAUGUCCGAAGAGUCAUCGAACUUGGAUUCCUCCGAUUCCGAGACGAAUUCCGAGACCAUUCUUUAUAGUAGGAGCGUUGCUAUUGCCACUGCUUUCUAUGACUCGGUAUCAUUAGUUCUGAUCGACAUGUUCGAUACCGGUGACCUAUCUAGUUGGCCUUCUUCGCUGACUAGUGGUGACUACACUACCGACAUUGCCAACUUCUUCGACAGCCGAUUCAUGUUUGAGUUGACGGGUACUGAUGAAAAAGGCAUGGAAAGCUUGCUCAAUGAAGGUCUGUUAGCGACUAUGGCUGGCACGGCGCUUGUUGGGGCGAAUUAUUUCAUCCUCAGGGGAGCCUAUACUACCAGCGGUUGCGCGGACGUCACCAGCGGCAUUGUAAUCGACGGCUAUUGCUACACUCUCGAGUACCCCGGUGAAGGAUGGUGA